This is a messenger RNA of Phanerochaete carnosa HHB-10118-sp, 431 nucleotides long. RefSeq lists its product as uncharacterized. The record is from RefSeq and is a predicted model, not a curated record. Gene Ontology annotation, cellular component: mitochondrial inner membrane. Gene Ontology annotation, biological process: protein insertion into mitochondrial inner membrane. The transcript is spliced from 3 exons. The coding region runs from base 58 to 363 and encodes 101 amino acids. Lineage: Eukaryota; Fungi; Basidiomycota; Agaricomycetes; Polyporales; Phanerochaetaceae.
AGCUCCUCGGUUACUCUUCAUAUUUUACGAGUCUCCUUACUCGAAAACAACCAUAAAAUGUCUUUCCUUGGUGGUCGUGGCAAUACACCAGCUGGCUCCGUCAACCCGGAGCGCGUCGAGAUGGCCAUGCAAGAGCUUGACAUGAUUACGGACGUUUUCAACAAGCUCGUCUCGUCAUGUCACACCAAAUGCGUCAGCACACGAUACGCGGAAGGAGACUUGAACAAGGGCGAGAGCGUCUGCAUCGACCGCUGCGUAGCCAAAUUUUUCGAGGUCAACAAGAAGGUCGGCGAGAAGUUGCAAACAAUGGGGGGAGCUGCUGCUGGCGCGGGAGCGACACAAAGUGCGUUCGGACAGCUGUGAGGGUGUCGCCUGUCGAGGGAGCCCUGGUGAUAAAAACAUGUACCUUACUCUCAUAUAAUAUGCUCCGG